Peronospora matthiolae is the source of this 2187-nucleotide messenger RNA. NCBI's taxonomy places the organism in Eukaryota, Oomycota, Peronosporomycetes, Peronosporales, Peronosporaceae. The record is from the annotation of a GenBank genome assembly.
AUGGGAGAUCCCACCGGUCCGGCUGGCCUGGGUCCUCCUCCACAUGCUGCAUUCCAGCGGACGCUGCUCAACACAGUCGUUCGAUCUGUAACAUCCCUCGACCGUGACAUCUUGGAUGCCCCGGUAACUGCUACGGACUUGGCAGCCGCCAUCCACCACAUGCGCGCGACUUCGUCACCUGGGAUGGAUGGUAUGACGGCUGGUUUCUACCAGGUCGCUCCUGACGUUUUCGGAGACUGCCUUAGUAUCGACUUUAAAGAUCGUCUCCACCGCGGUACGCUCCUUCCGUCCCAGCGGAAGUCAGCAGUUGUUCUGCUUCACAAGAAAGGGUCGCGUGCGGCUCCUGGAAACUACCGCCCGAUUGCUCUUGUACAAGUCGAUGUGAAGAUACUGUCGAAAGCGCUUACAUAUCGCCUCCAACAGCUGAUUCCCGAUUUGAUCCACCCCUACCAGAAGGGAUUCGUCAAGGGACGAUCAAUUCAUCACCACGUGCGUUUUCUGGCAGAUCUUCAAGACCUAGUUACCGGCCGGAACGAUGAAGCGUACGCGAUGUUUCUGGAUUUCGAAAAAGCCUUCGAUCGAGUCAUCUGGGACUACAUGUUUCGUCUACUCGAGCGCAUGGGCUUUGGAACGACGUUUACGCGGUGGAUCCGGCUUCUUUACACGGACCCACGGGCCCAUCUGAUGAUCAAUCAGAACAUCCAACCGGCGCUCUUCCCGACGCGCGGAGUAAAGCAAGGGGAUCCGUUAUCAUUCCUUCUUUUUAUCUUGACCAUCGAGCCUCUUGGCAAUCUCCUCCGAAAACACGAGGGGUAUGGCGUCUGUCUGAAUGCAGAACACACUGCCACCGGCACAUUCUUCGCUGAUGACUCCACUCUCCUGAGCAGCUCAAUCGCGAACCUGCAGGACCAGCUGCUUCUUGUCCAAGACUACUGCCUGGGGUCCGGUGCUAAACUUAACUUACAAAAGUCUGUGCUGCUCGCGCUCAACCGGAACCACACGUGUCCACUUCUUCCCGCUAUGAGAGUUCACAGUCGGACGGAUACGGUGAAAUACCUUGGCAUUCCCUUUGGGCAGUCCUCAGUCGAUACCGUGAUCACCGACCUUCUUGAGCAGCGCUUCUAUGACGGCUUCAAAUUGUGGUACCGACGGGCUCGUAAGCUUCGGGGUCGUUUGCUGGUAGCCCAGACUAUGAUUCUUUCUCGCUUGUGGCACUACACUCAACAUGUGUCCAUUUCGACGAUAACUGUGCGGCGUUGGCAAUCGAUGCUUAAUCGGUUCGUGUUGAGUCGAAAACACCACCGCAAGUCAUCCCACAUUCUUCCCUGUGCUUUUCUCUGCCAGCGCUGCUGUGAAGGAGGGUUGGGAUUUCCUGACCUUGCUGCUCAUCUGAAGCGUCAGCGGCUCCAACUGCUUUUGCAUCUUAUCCGUGGAUUGGAGACGCCAUCGGUACGAGACUGGACGACAGCUAGCUCGGAGCUGACUCUGACGCUCAUCCCGUCCGCAGGUCGGCGGCACGCCUUGGACUUUCUCACCAUAUCCCCGUUGCGUCAUGGCGACAUCAUCAAAUGGGGACUGGCUUCUGCAUGGUGGAAGGCGGCGUGGAAGCUUUGGACUCUCUCCGGUGGCAGAUCACGUGAAACGACCUUCCUCCCGACGAACGCGCUUGGUGCGGACUCCAUCAACCCAUAUGGUUCCACGCGGACGUGGCUCUCCAUUUCGAGACAUCAUCACGAUCUGCCACCACUACCGCCCAUCGCCGCUGUCUCGGCAUGGUUGCCGAGCCACAACGGAGCUUUCGGCUGCACGUGUCCCGCGUCUAUGGUAUUCAGGCGCUGGCGAACUUCAUCCGUGCAGGUGAAUCUUGGCCGACGCAAGGGCUGUUUGUCCGUCGCCACAUCGACUUCUCCUAUGCGUCGGUGGCACCUUGGAGACAAAUUAUAUGGCUGCGCGCACUCUACAACGAAGCCACUCAAAUUUUGGACCGGCUUGAGGCGUUUGGGCUUGUUUUUCCUCCAAGGCUCGUCCGCCCGCGCCUUAUUCCCCAUCUAUGAUGUACGAGUGGGGGUCGUGUGUGCUUGGUUCCUACCAUUCCCCGGUCGGCGCGUCUCAGCGUGGUCUGGACACCGCCGAUACCGACACAGCACCAUCCGUUGUCGCUUUACUCACCUCGUUCGGGAGGCCUAG